UUUUAGAAAGCUAAUAGAUUAUCGCGCAACCUGUUAGACAUGGUCAUUUAUCUGUCUGCAAAUGUUAAUACYACGAGUCAGCAGACACACGAACGUUAAUGUGUUUUAUUUGUGGCCGUGUUUUCGUUCAGUUUGUGCCGCAACAAUUGUCGGUCCUUUCGUGUAAUUCACCUCUUCGGGCUAGCGAGCGGCAGCGGUUAGCUCAAAGAGAGACAAAACAACGCAGUCAGACCGGCUCUAAGGAAGGUGGCGCUACUGAUAAGGAACCUAAAAAUAAAGGCUUUAAUUCAAGAAUGAACGUCGCUAAAACUGGAUACCGCGUCUUUUCCGCCAAUUCGUCCGCAGCGUGCACAGAACUGGCAAAGAAGAUCACAGAGAGGCUGGGAGUUGAACUAGGGAAGUCUGUGGUCUUUCAAGAAUCAAACAGAGAGACUAGAGUGGAUGUGAAAGAAUCUGUUCGUGGGCAAACCAUCUUCAUAAUCCAGACCAUACCAAGAGAUGUCAACACAGCCAUCAUGGAGCUUCUCAUCAUGGCUUAUGCCCUCAAGACGUCUUGUGCAAAGAACAUCAUUGGAGUUAUUCCUUACUUCCCUUACAGCAAGCAGUGCAAAAUGAGAAAGAGGGGAUCUAUUGUGUGCAAACUUUUAGCGUCAAUGUUGGCUAGAGCAGGACUAACACACAUCAUCACCAUGGACCUACAUCAGAAGGAGAUCCAAGGCUUCUUCAGUUUCCCGGUGGAUAACCUGCGAGCCUCUCCAUUCCUGAUUCAGUACAUCCAAGAAGAGAUUCCUGAUUAUAGAAAUGCCAUAAUUGUGGCUAAGUCUCCUGCUGCAGCUAAAAGGGCUCAGUCGUAUGCAGAACGGCUCCGUUUGGGUCUGGCUGUGAUCCACGGCGAGGCUCAGUGUUCAGAGUCCGACAUGGCCGAUGGGAGACACUCUCCACCGUCCGUGCGCAACACCACAGGACAUACAGGCCUGGAGCUGCCUUCAGGCAAACAACAAGCUCCGUUCCCUGGCAUAGAGCUUCCAAUAAUGAUGGCCAAGGAGAAACCUCCCAUUACUGUAGUUGGAGAUGUGGGUGGGAGAAUUGCCAUAAUUGUGGAUGAUAUAAUCGAUGACGUAGGAGAUUUUGUUGCUGCUGCAGAGAUCCUAAAAGAGAGAGGAGCCUAUAAGAUCUAUAUUAUGGCCACGCAUGGUUUACUUUCUGCAGAUGCUCCACGUCUCAUAGAAGAAUCGGCCAUUGAUGAGGUGGUCGUGACAAACACGGUACCCCACGAGGUCCAGAAGCUCCAGUGUCCAAAGAUCAAGACAGUGGACGUCAGCAUGAUAUUGGCAGAGGCCAUCCGUCGCAUCCACAAUGGAGAAUCUAUGGCCUACUUGUUCCGAAAUAUUACUGUGGACGACUAGGGAGUGUGAGAGGGACCGCUGAGCUGGGGUUCAAUGACAGAAACCAGAUCCACUGCUGCACCUUCCUGCUUAGUGCUGUAAGAAAAACACUUAUCCAUGUCAGGAUUAUGUCAGGAUUAUGGGCACUUGUAUCCUGAUGAAAUUAAAGUCUAAAAAUUGACUAAAUGUUUUAUCUUGCACAAAACGUUGUAUAUAUCAUUUCUUCUGUUUUGUUGAUCUUUACCGGGCACCUCAGUCAGCUUAAACAUCGUCACUUUCUGCAGCUCAAAAUAACUGAAGUGACAGAAGACCUGCCAACACCUCACAAGCAACCAGUUCAUGUUGAAGCUCCUAGUUUGAGAUGUCAGAAUGUUCAGAGCAUUAAGAGACUUGAAGACGAGCUGUAAGGCAAAACACAACAAGCAAAAACAUUUUAUAUCAUUAAUCUUUUUUUGACCUUGAGCUUUUUUAUGUAUUUAGUUUUUUGCAUUGAAUGGAGCAUGUUGCUUUGAACAAGAAGGAAAGAAAGUUCUUCUAAAAUCUGCCUAUAUUCAGCUUUUAUUCAAAUAUUGGAACAAGAAAAAGUUCCUCAUCAUUCACAGGAAGGUAAAUAGUACCAUUUAACCCUUGUGCACAGCUGUCACUGCAGCUGUGCACAAGGGUUAAACUGCAUGGUACUAAAACAUACGUUCCUAUUAACAUCAACUCUUCCUCUACUGCGACGGCUUUGACAAAAUUCACUUAAGCUAGCUGAAGUUUUAAACUGCAGUAAACAGAAAUGUGAACAGACCUGAUUGAUAUUAAUAUUAUCCAUUCCAACUCCGCUUUUCGCACCUUCUCAUAUAAAGUCAGCUUUUAUUUAUUUAUUUUUUUUUUUGCUCAGGGAGAAAAAACAAAAAGCAUUUGGUGAGAACGUCUUCCAUGCAGCAGUUCUGUAACACUCUGUUCCAUUUAAAUAGAAACUCGGUUCCAAAUACUGGAUACGUUUCUCCCAUGUUCCGAUGAAGAAAUGAGUGUUGACGAGGAAGUGUCUGCAUGAAAUGUCUGCUUUGUAAGAUCAAGUCAUUUCAUCUGUGCAUUUCAGGUCUUGCAUGACUCUGUGGUGUUUGUAAAAAUGUAUAAAAUAAAACUGUUGCCUGGU
This is a messenger RNA of Austrofundulus limnaeus, 2526 nucleotides long. Its product is annotated as phosphoribosyl pyrophosphate synthase-associated protein 1. Lineage: Eukaryota; Metazoa; Chordata; Actinopteri; Cyprinodontiformes; Rivulidae. The transcript has 11 exons. Gene Ontology annotation, molecular function: ATP binding; ribose phosphate diphosphokinase activity; magnesium ion binding. Gene Ontology annotation, cellular component: ribose phosphate diphosphokinase complex; cytoplasm. Gene Ontology annotation, biological process: purine nucleotide biosynthetic process; 5-phosphoribose 1-diphosphate biosynthetic process. The record is from RefSeq and is a predicted model, not a curated record. Bases 99 to 1406 code for a protein of 435 amino acids.